AUGCCUCCAUGCACCAAUGUUUCCAAAGCAACGGAGGCCUCAAUGCAUCACAAGAUCCCGAAAGACUACGUUGAGGAACCGUUCAUGAGCACGGAAGCUGUAGACCUGUCAGGGUACCCCCUCUUUCCAACCCCACCACCUACACGGACACCCCUUUCCGCCGAUUCACAGGCUGUUCUUCUCGCUCUUGAGCAGGAUUUCGGUAUCGCACCCUAUUACUCUGCCCUCAACACUGCAGACCAAACAUCCACAUCGGCAGGGGUAAACCCUCAGGAUAGCGUGUUUAUCCCCGCGAACCCUGAAUCAACGGAUCCUAACCCAUCCUUUCCCCAACCUCAGUCCUCGACAUCGCUGUCAGAGGUUGCGGUAUCAAUCCCCCAUCCUAAUGCGCGAAGUAGCUCGCUACGCAACAGGCAUUUGCUGCUUCACACCCUCGCACAGGCGCUUUUGAUUCUGCAGCUCCCUGGGCGCAGUCCGGUAGCCGUAUUCCAGCUGCAUCACUACCGUCCAUGCUUUAUGGAUUCGAGAGAAAAUAGUAGCGUCUUGCACCGAACACUCCAACAUAACAUUCACUUCUCAAUCCGUCCCCGCAAUGGCCUCGGAAACGCCCCGGUUGGCGCGCUCAACGACGAUCGCUCGAAGACGCGCAGCACCGCAAACAGCCUCGAGCGUCAUUUCGUGUUCAAUGCGGGAAUGGAAAAGGAUGCGGAUGGCGCGAUGGCGGACUCCAGCGCUCCGUCUGAGCGAAAGCGCAUCAAAACGGAGUCGGGAGGGGGGAUCGAAGGCUGCCAAAGUGCGGUAUCCUGCAAGGAUCUGAAGUUUAGCCCCUUCCGCUGCUCAGAGGCCUUCCCCACGCCGAUAGAUGGACGCUGCUGGUUUGCGGGGGUAUCAGCGCCCCAGGGAGGGAAUAUUUUUGAACGCCCAGAGACCUUCUUUCGUGAUCAGCAAGAACCCUCUUCAAACCCAUCUGAGGUGAGGCUACACGCCUCAACAAACUGGGACACGAUUAUAACCGAUACCCUGAUUCCUCUUUUCUUUUCAAUGUUUUUGAAAUCUCAUGAAAAUCGCGUCGGUAUCCACUCUUCUGAUGAAGUGAAAUCAGCGUCCGCAAGCGGCUAUUCCGCUACCCCCAUAAAUCCUAAGCAUCGUGUUAGCCUUGCGCAGAAGCUCUCUUUUGAGCUUCUGAGGUGCCUCGCGCAUUUGUCGUGGUGCAUGGAAGUUGUAGAAAUCGUUGAACAAGCCUGGCAUCCCUGCCAAAGUUUGGAUUUCUCGGAAAGGGAAAAGGGUAGGAAGCAUUUCAAAGGCAAUCCGUGUGGCGUUCAGGGUGCGGUUCUGCUCAUGCUACCAGACGCCAUCGUGGUCGAGCAAACUGGUGAGCCAUGGUCCUCCAUUCUUUACCUGGUAAAGCCUAGGGGAAGUGAACCGGAGAAAUCGUCUCGCAAAACACCAGAAAAGGGGAAGAGCUCGGCCCCUGCACAUGAUUUUUCAGAGCGGUCUGGAAAAGAAGGGGUGGUGGAGUGUUCACUAGGCGAGGUCUCUUGCCAUUUGCUAGGAUUUUCCCAAAGUACCACCGAGUCUACUGUCGCUUACGGCGGUGGUGGUAUCGACGGUAUCGUUCUCCGCGCCUCUGGCUGUGGGGCUGAAAACGGUCAGCUGCAGUGGAAAGCAUUUGGUGGUCCCCUUGGGGCGGUAAAAAUGGCGAAAGGUGGCGUACUAUCAGGAAAAUUAAAAGAUUUCUGUGAUUUUAUUGAAUCAUCCUAA
Molecule: messenger RNA, 1761 nt
Organism: Phytomonas sp. EM1
Lineage: Eukaryota; Euglenozoa; Kinetoplastea; Trypanosomatida; Trypanosomatidae
Source: the annotation of a GenBank genome assembly